Molecule: messenger RNA, 1275 nt
Organism: Symbiodinium sp. CCMP2592
Lineage: Eukaryota; Dinophyceae; Suessiales; Symbiodiniaceae
Source: the annotation of a GenBank genome assembly
AUGGAUCUGCAGUGGAAAAGCUCCUUUCGAAAGCCGGAGGGGCCCCUUUCUUUGGACAAGUUCGCUGGGGCAGAUCUGGCAGCCGCAGACGAGAACGGCGUCACCCCGGCCUUGCUCGCCGCUGAGAAGGGCCACGCCGGCGUGCUGCGGCUGCUGCAGGAGGCUGGCGCGGACCUCGCCGCAGCGAAGAAGGACGGCAUCACGCCCGCCCAUCGGGCUGCGCAGAACGGUCACCUCGAGGCCCUGCGGCUUCUGCUGGAGGUUUGCUUUGCAAUGCUCUUCGAUGGAGGCCCACCCGGGCCCUCGGCUGGGGCAGAUCUGGGGGCCGCAGACGAGAACGGCGCCACCCCGGCCUUGCUCGCCGCCGAGUUCGGCCACGCCGGCGUGCUGCGGCUGCUGCAGGAGGCUGGCGCGGACCUCGCUGCAGCGAAGAAGGACGGAUGGACGCCCGCCCACUUUGCUGCGCAGUUCGGGCGCCUCGAGGCCCUGCGGCUUCUGCUGGAGGCUGGCGCUGAUCUGCAGGCGCGCUCGCAGCUGGGGGACACUCCCCUGACGCUGGCGGUGGCCGAAGGUCGCGCCGAAGCUGUUGGCUUCCUGCUGGAGGCCCGAGCGGAUGCCAACGCCUUGGGCGCCUGCGAUGCAGAGAACCCCCUCGACCUGGCGGAGCGCCGCGGCAACGAGGACCUGGCCUCCAUGCUGCGCGCGGCCGGGGCCCGGCCCAGCGGCAAGGUUCUGCGCCUCCGGGGGCUGAGCGCCCUGCGACCCCAGGACAUCCCCACAGAUGCAUCCACCUGGUUCACCAGCGGAGCCCGCGACCUGGCAAAGGACAAGGGAAAGCGCUACCACGAAGUGCUCCUUCGGGGGCGCUUCGAGGUCCCACAGGUGGGAUGGCUGAGUGCCCAGUUCCAGGAAGGUGAAUUCGACGGCAGAGACGAUGCAGAUGGCUGGGCCUUCGACGGCGAGCGCUGCCUGCAGUGGCAAGCUGGAAAGACGCAGAAGGCCGCCCUCGCACCGUGGAGAGCCGGCGACGUCCUCGGACUUGCCCUGGACUUCGACAGCGGCACAAUGCGCCUGUCGCAUCAGGGCAUUUGGCAUCCCGAGGAUGCCUACCAGAUGAAGUUUGAGGCCAACGGUCGCCGCUUGUACCCGGCUGUAUCGAUGCGUGGCUUCUUCUCCAUGGCCAUUUCCAAGAAGGAUUGGAAGCAUUCGCCACCGACAAAAGAGUAUCAGGCCUGGGGAGAAGGCACUUUCGACUGGGGCGUGACUGACAACUGA